AUGUGUGGCCAAGACAAGCCGAGCGGCGCAGAGUACCGGACACAAGGCUGUUUCAAGCCCGUGGACAAGGCAGUCGCAAAGAAUGGAGAUCUUGUAGUAGAGGAGUUUCCCAUCUCCUUCGAUGGCUACGACUACAUCCACGGGCGCAUUGCAUAUAUCGUUGGGAGUGCACCUGCGCCGGUGAUCCUGGUGCAUCACAACUACGCGGGUUUGAAGCAGUUUGACAUCGAUCAAGCCUGCUUUUUUGCAAAGGUGGGCUACGUUGGUUUGGCAGUGGACCUGUACAAAGAGACCGCGGCCUUCACCUACAAGGAUAGGUCUGUGAAUUAUGGGCAUCCCGUGGAUCUUGAGGGGUUUUGUGCGGCUGCACGUGAAGACAAUCCCAUGGAGCGCGAGAACUCGCAGUACUCCGACGAGGAGCUACGCGUGUUCUUCGAUGCGGUCCCGAAAGCGGAUGGCAAGGUGCACUGGCAAGGCAUCAAGCACUUCAUUGGAGCUUUUCGCCAAAUGAAUGCAUUGCUGCGGGCGCCAGGCAAGUGGCGAGGGCUUAUGGAUGCAUUUCUGCAGAAGGCUUUCGCUCAUCCGGCCGUGAAAAGCGGCUAUGCAGGGGCCAUCGGGUAUUGCCUGGGUGGCCAGAGCUGCUUGGAGCAGGUUCGUGCCGGGCAGCAGGUCCAGGCGAUUUGCAGCCUCCAUGGCCUGCUCCACUCCAGGCCCACGACAGAGGCCGAACCUCUCAAUUCCUUGAAACGUAUGUCCAGGGAGGACUAUGCCAGGGAAUUGGCAAUUCCCAACACGUACAACACAGAUUGCCGUGUACUUAUUCAGAACGGCGCAGCAGAUCAGGAAGUCCCCAGCGAUACCGUCGUCGAUUUCAUGCAG
Messenger RNA from Symbiodinium necroappetens, 879 nucleotides. NCBI's taxonomy places the organism in Eukaryota, Dinophyceae, Suessiales, Symbiodiniaceae. The record is from the annotation of a GenBank genome assembly.